This is a messenger RNA of Linum tenue, 860 nucleotides long. NCBI's taxonomy places the organism in Eukaryota, Viridiplantae, Streptophyta, Magnoliopsida, Malpighiales, Linaceae. The record is from the annotation of a GenBank genome assembly.
GUAGAUAAAGGAGGACAACUUCUUUCAUUUCUUCUCUCGCACUGCGAACAAGGCAGACCGUAUCCCCCACCCAGAGCCAUUGGUGCAAAGCUCGACAUGGUGGCGGCAGCAAUGUCGAAACCUUCAUAUAAGAUAAUUUUGGGUUCGGCGUCAAUGGCUCGGCGGCGGAUUCUAGCUGAGAUGGGUUAUGAAUUUACUGUCAUGACUGCAGAUAUUGAUGAGAAAAGCAUUAGGAAAGAUAAGCCUGAAGAAUUGGUGAUGGCUCUAGCUGAAGCUAAGGCAGAUGCCAUCAUAGCAAGGCUUCUGAACACAGGUCAACUGCAGAACGAUACUGAUAUGACGUUGUUAAUUACUGCUGAUACGGUCGUGGUAUAUAAAGGAGUGGUGAGAGAGAAACCAACCAGUGAGGAAGAAGCAAGGGAAUUUAUAAAAGGCUAUUCUGGAAGCCAUGCUGCAGUUGUAGGAUCAGUCCUUGUAACCAAUCUCACUACAGGUUCGAGAAGGGUAACUUGGGAGAGAGCAGAGGUAUAUUUCCAUGAGAUACCCGACGAAAUCAUCGAUAGCCUGAUCGAGGAAGGAAUAACUUUCAAAGUGGCUGGAGGUCUAAUGCUGGAACAUCCAUUAACAUUGCCCUUUGUUGAAGCAGUGAUUGGGAAUAGCGAUACUGUCAUGGGGCUUCCAACCGCUCUUACCCAGCAAUUCAUUGAUGAAGUCUUGCAGCCUCUGAAGCCCUGAUAAAUAAAAACUCGGUUUAUAUGUAUUCGGCAUCUCCAUAUGUAGACAGACAUAUGCUUCAGUCUGUAUAAAUGCCCGCAAAACCUCUGCUUUUACUUGCUCCAGCUUGUAGCACUUAUCCUCUG